Adelges cooleyi (spruce gall adelgid) is the source of this 606-nucleotide messenger RNA. Its product is annotated as cobalamin trafficking protein CblD-like. Gene Ontology annotation, biological process: cobalamin metabolic process. Gene Ontology annotation, cellular component: mitochondrion. Lineage: Eukaryota; Metazoa; Arthropoda; Insecta; Hemiptera; Adelgidae. The record is from RefSeq and is a predicted model, not a curated record. The transcript has 6 exons. The coding region runs from base 1 to 606 and encodes 201 amino acids.
AUGUUGUAUUGUCUCAAGAAAAUAGAGGACUCUGAAUUCCGAACAAACCCUAAUUGGCGGUUGAUACCGAAAAAUAAAGACAGUCAAUUUAAAUUGCCUAAUAAUGUCGGUAUUGCUCCUGAAAAUUGUGAUAUAACUACUCGUUUAAACUGUCGUUUGGAAGACUGUCCAGUUUUAUUAAAAUCAGAAAUUACAGAAAGAUUCAAUGUUCCACAUCUUAAGAAUUCUCAUAUAAGUAUAAUUACAAUAAGUUUGGAGGAAGACUUAUGUAACUCGAAUCUUUCUAACUUAACGAGACACUAUCUCCAUGCAGCUUUUAGUAUUAGCGAUCGAUUACUGAGUGAAGAAUAUUGGGUUGACUUCAUACACCCUUACACCGGUUUGCCGGCUAUUAGUCUUGGCGAUUUUUCUAAACUUGAACUUCCCUAUAAGCACAAAGUUUAUCAUGUCAGCAAGCGUAAGGAGUGCAAAGACAUUGUAGAGAAAAUAUCUCCAAGCGCUAUUACUCUUGGUAAUAUUUUUACAAACGCUUCUCCGACAAAAACUGAUAGAAUUCAAGAGAUUUUGGAUGAAGUCAUUGAUUUACAUUGCACUGAUAAUGGCUAA